CUCACCUCUCUCUCUGCCUAUUUGCUCUGCUACUUCCACGCUCCUCUUCUCAACCGUUGUUUUCCCUCUUCUUUCAUCACUCCCGUGACCCACUUUCCCCACAAUCAACGCCUUUCGUCUCACUGUCUCUCCUCGCCACUGCAUUCACUGUUUCAACUCUCAGUUUUUGUUUCUCCUUAUUGGAUGGUCGAGUAGCUGAGGCUGAGGGUUAGAUAUUUCUAGAUUUAUUCCUUUGGCUCAAACCCCGUCUCCUUUCUCAUGUGCGGUUCUUGGGUUUUCUGUGGGUUUUCUUUUCCUACUGUUUCAUCUGGGUUUUUCUAGGGUUUUCGUUUUGGCCCUUUUGGGAGAAGGGAGUUGUUUGAGGAUCUCCGAGGAUUUUCCUUUUCUUUUGGUGCAACCGUGCAAGUUGAAUUUCUGGUUUUUUUAAGGGUUUAUGAAGUUUGGUUUGGCUUUUCCCGUUUUUUUAAUAUUCCAUGAACUUUUGUUGAUUGUACUUUUUAGGGUUUAGGGUUUUGUACUUUUCUGUACAAGUGAUUCCCAGUAACGGGAUUUCUAGUCUGGGUUUGGUCUUUUCUUCACUUAGGAUUGGGUUUCUGAAUUUCUCACAGCUCACUUUGAAAUGGGUUUUCCUCAAAUUCUGGUUUCCUUGUUUUAGAUCUUGAAAACAACUUUCUGGUUUGCCAGAAUUGUUACUGUAGGAAUCUACUUUUAUCAGUCAAUCUCAUAAAAAAAUGUCCUCGUGCUUGAGCGGAGCUGGUAGAACCUAUGGAUUCGAGCUCGAAAUUGUGAAAUCCCCAUCUUCAACCUCGCCCCGGACCUCGCAUUCGUCCUCACCUUCAUCGACCAUCUCUGAAUCCAGCAAUUCCCCCAUUGCAAUUUCCACCCGAAAACCGCGAACACCUAGAAAACGGCCCAACCAGACUUACAAUGAAGCCGCGGCCCUGCUUUCCACAGCCUAUCCCAACAUCUUUUCCACCAAAAAUCUAAAAAAUCCCUGCAAAUUCACCAAAUCCCACGACUCUUUCCUAGAGGAUUCCUCGGAAUUGCUCUUCCCUUUCCGAGCUUUCGACGCCUCCGGCUUCCUCCUCCACCAGCCGGUUCAGGAAAAACCCAGUUUCCAGAUGCUCCCGAAGGUAGUGAAUUGCUGCGAAAAGCCAUGCCAGAGCUCGGUGGAAAGCGAAUUCCCAGGAAAAUCGCCGGAAUUGUGUGAUGGGUUUGAAGAGGACUUCGACGCAGAGUCGAUUCUUGACGAGGAGAUUGAAGGUGGAAUUGAUAGUAUUAUGGGAAAUCUGAGCGUGGACAAUGAAAUGAGCGAUGAGGCCACCAAUCCUGUUUGUUUCAAUUCCUACUAUGGAAACGGAAUUCCCAUGGGUCUGGGCUUUGGAGGGAAAUUCGAAUUCGGAUUCGGAAUGAGGAGGGGGGUGAGGGCAUUGAGACAUGUUGAUGAGGGAGAUUGGUGGAGGUUUCCCACCGUCGAUAUCCUCGAAAUAUCGCCGAAAUUCAAUAAAGUCUCGGCCGAGAAAAAGAAGAAGAAGGUUGAGAAAGCGCAGGAGCUGAGGAGCUGGGAAUCUCCAAAAGGGAAUUCCAUUCCCAAAUCCAAUUCCAGUCUGCUGCUGAAACUGAACUACGACGACGUUCUGAGCGCAUGGUCCGACCGGGGCUCCCCAUUUUCCAGAGAAACCGAAUUCCCGGGAAAUGACACCGCCGCCAGGCUGGCGCAGAUAGAUCUGUUUUCGGAGUGCGGCGGCGUGAGAGAGGCUAGCGUGCUUCGCUACAAGGAAAAGCGGCGUACACGCCUCUUCUCUAAGAAGAUCAGGUACCAGGUGAGAAAAGUCAAUGCUGAUCGACGGCCCAGAAUGAAGGGGCGAUUUGUUAGAAGACCAAAUUCUAACUCGAAUGGUCAAAGAUGAAAAAAGUUGAAACAAAUAAAGCAAGAGUGGAAGAAAAAAGAUAUGGUGUUUUGGAUUGUGAGCAUCGCCAAUUUUAGCCUAUCUUCCUAAUACUCUUAUCUUUAUAUUAUUUUGUUUUCAUUUUCUACACUUUUUGGAAGCAAAGGAGAUGGAGACUAGUUAAGAAGAGGAAGUUGAGGAGAAAGAAAUAGUUGAAUAAGCCUUUUUUUUUUUUUUUUUUUUCUAUUUCUCUAUUGGGUUGUCUCUCUCUCUCUUUGUUUCCUAGUCUUUGGAAGAUGCUUGAGUUGCUAGUUUGGUCCAAACUAAUGGAUACCUUUGGUUUGGUAAAAUGAUUUUGUUGGCUUCAAUAAUAACACAAAUGAAAAAGCACAUUAUUUGAGUUUUCUAAA
Molecule: messenger RNA, 2299 nt
Organism: Vitis riparia (riverbank grape)
Lineage: Eukaryota; Viridiplantae; Streptophyta; Magnoliopsida; Vitales; Vitaceae
Product: protein CHLOROPLAST IMPORT APPARATUS 2
Exons: 3
Coding region: 732-1910 (392 amino acids)
Biological process (GO): regulation of DNA-templated transcription
Cellular component (GO): nucleus
Molecular function (GO): protein binding
Source: RefSeq, a predicted model, not a curated record